AAAAACCUACCACAUCCCAAAAAAACCCAAUUGAAGAUCACCAACUACUUUCUCUCUCAUUUGAUUUUAUCUUCCAAAAGUUUUCAUCUUUGCUUUCUAAAUUGUGUGUUGAAUACAGAAAUAAGCAUGUCUCUCAUUCAUCAACUUCUUGGUGAUGAAAGCUACGACCCUUUCCUUUCUAUGAUCAACAGGUGUCCUGUUCUAAGCACCCCAACAGAUUGGAAAGAGACCAAGGAUGCUCACAUCUUCAUAUCUGACCUUCCAGGGAUGAAGAAAGAAGAUGUGAAGGUUGAGAUUGAUGAAGGAAGGGUGCUUCACAUCAGUGGUGAGAGGAAAAAACAUGUUGAUGAUCAUGAUGAUGAUGACAAGAACAACAAAUGGCAUCACGUUGAACGUUUCCAUGGCAAGUUUCAAAGAAGGUUCAAGCUUCCAGAGAAUGCUAAGGUCGAUCAAGUUAGGGCUAGCAUGGAGAAUGGUGUUCUUGUUGUCACUGUCCCUAAGCAGGAGGUCAAGCAACCACAAACCAAGCUGAUUCAAAUUGAAGGAAACUAAGAGAAUUUCGGAACCUUCCAUGGCAAAUUCAACACUAGACUUUGUUGUUGUUCUGUGUGAAAGAUGUGUGAAUUAGAAAAUAAACGGGUUUUGCUAUGUACCUUACAUGUUUGUGA
Molecule: messenger RNA, 668 nt
Organism: Vigna umbellata (rice bean)
Lineage: Eukaryota; Viridiplantae; Streptophyta; Magnoliopsida; Fabales; Fabaceae
Product: 18.1 kDa class I heat shock protein-like
Source: RefSeq, a predicted model, not a curated record